AUGGCUGGUGGGGUAUUCUCAGUGGAUAGUACACCAGUUACUGCCAUCAACGUCGGUGGCAAGUUAACACUCUCAAUCAUCAUUUCAUGCAUAGUUGCUGCAUCCAGUGGCCUCCUUUUUGGAUACGACCUCGGAGUUUCAGGAGGUGUUACAACGAUGGUGCCAUUUCUUCAAAAAUUCUUUCCAGAUAUUCUAAGAAAGGCAGCUGGUACAGAAGCAAAUCUGUAUUGUGUGUAUGACAGUCAAGUGUUGACAUUAUUCACUUCUUCUCUGUAUCUAGCCGGAUUAGUAUCAUCACUUGCUGCGAGCAAAGUCACGGCGUUAUACGGCCGGAGAAACACCAUCUUAUUUGGUGGUAUCCUCUUCCUUGCCGGUGGUUCCAUUAACGGUGGUGCUGAAAAUAUCCCCAUGCUCAUUUUGGGGCGUGUUCUUCUUGGUUUGGGAGUUGGUUUCACUAAUCAAGUAAGUCUUUACAUCUAA
Molecule: messenger RNA, 480 nt
Organism: Lathyrus sativus (Indian pea)
Lineage: Eukaryota; Viridiplantae; Streptophyta; Magnoliopsida; Fabales; Fabaceae
Source: the annotation of a GenBank genome assembly